Molecule: messenger RNA, 1451 nt
Organism: Dendroctonus ponderosae (mountain pine beetle)
Lineage: Eukaryota; Metazoa; Arthropoda; Insecta; Coleoptera; Curculionidae
Product: U11/U12 small nuclear ribonucleoprotein 48 kDa protein
Exons: 5
Coding region: 1-1275 (424 amino acids)
Source: RefSeq, a predicted model, not a curated record
AUGGAAUUUAAUGUGGAGGUACGGAAGAAACAGUUGCACAGCUUAAAACAGUAUAUACGGUCUUCCGAAGAAAAUGUUAAAGCAGCUGUUCAGAGUUUGGGUUGGACUUCCUCCAAAACUUUGCAGGAUGAAGAACCCAAAAUACUCUGCCCACUAAAUAAAAAUCAUCUGAUUCCGCAACAAACAUUAAAAAAACAUUUGGAAAAGUGUUCAUUAAGAUCGGCGGGUUACGAGGGCAAUGAGGACUUUUUGUCAGAGCCCCCAUCAAGCAAGAAAUGUUGCGUUAAAAUAUCAAAUGCAAAGAAAGCUGAAAUCAUUGGUGCAUCCAGAGUGAACCGAUCCGAAUUUAGAUUAGAAUAUCAGCAAAUUCACCUUGUUUCUUCAGCUUGGAAUGGUCGAGAUUCGGAUCCCCUUACAUCAGAUCGUUUCACCAGUACCUUUUCGGUUGAUGAAAGAUCAGCGUUGUAUGAAUACUCCAUUAAACAUGCAAUACCUCCUCCAAAGCCGCAAGAAUUCACUCUAGAUCUGACUGACAUAAAAGAAAAGAAAGGAUUGACUGAAAAAGAAAGAUUGCUUCUAGAACGCGAUGCAAAACGCAGGAGAGCGAAAUACAAGUCGGUUCACACAAGCAAGAAAAGUCAAACAGAAAUAAUGAGAGAGCUGAUUGAUAAUCAGAUGACCCUUUUCACCGACUGGCUGAAAGCAAAGCAGGAAAAGGAACGGGUGGAAAAAGAGAACAUGAAACGUUUAUCAAGGGAAAAAUUGGACAGACAGUCUUGGACGGAUCAGAGUCAAGAGAAACAGUAUCAAUAUAUUGGCACUACUUAUGACCAGCCUUUUGAUACACAAAGCAUGACGGAUUGGAAUAAUCAGUCAGCAUCAUAUCCAAGCACCUAUUCGCAAUAUGCAAUGCCAUCAAGUGACGGGAUUAUAACUGAUUGGAGCCACCUGUACCAAGGAGGACUUUAUACCGAGUUUGAUGCUAAUACGGAUCCGUAUCAAGCUGAUAUUAGAGAAUAUACGGACUCGAAAUCAUCGCUAGAUCCAGCCAAUCUUACGUAUGCCAAUUAUUCGCAGUCGGAAAAAUUUGAUUCGACGUCUGAGGGUCUAAAUUCAUAUCAGAUAGCAGAUGAAAAGCGAAGGGAGGACCGAAAAGUGCCAUCUUUAGUAAAGGAUGCUUUGAAGGAGCACGAGCGACGUAGGGCUGGAAGUCAUGUAAAGUAUGAAAAUGUUAAGAAAACUCGUAAUUUUUCCAACAACGACGACAUACUUUAAAGUUUGUUUUAAGUGAAUAAUUAGUAUGAACGUAAUAUAUUUUUUGGUGUCCUAAAUAUAGACAUUUUGUUAGGCAUAUGCUCAUUUUUAUCUAAAAGUUGUCAUGCUGCAAGAGUUCAAUUUAUACAUCUAUCCUUAAGGAGAAACUAUUUUCAAUACACAUCAAAUUAAUUGAA